Amphibalanus amphitrite is the source of this 1688-nucleotide messenger RNA. Its product is annotated as trypsin-1-like. The record is from RefSeq and is a predicted model, not a curated record. Gene Ontology annotation, biological process: proteolysis. The coding region runs from base 28 to 1377 and encodes 449 amino acids. Gene Ontology annotation, molecular function: serine-type endopeptidase activity. The transcript has a single exon. NCBI's taxonomy places the organism in Eukaryota, Metazoa, Arthropoda, Thecostraca, Balanomorpha, Balanidae.
CCUCUGUCCUCCUCUGUAGUCAGAACCAUGCGUUGUUUGGCGAUCGCCUGCUGCUGCCUGCUGGCGGCCGCCGCUCUGGGCAAGCCGCAGGCCAAGCCUGACGCAAUGUCCCAGGCCAAGCCUGAGGAAAAGCCCCAGGCCAAACCCCAGGAAGAAUGGAGGAAACCCGAGCCUACCGACGACUUCGAUGCCACGACUAUUCCCGCUGUCCCAUUUGAAAUGAAGACCUUGGAGAAGAAUAACGACCUGGAGCCACUUCCUGUGAAUAGAACCGGCGGGGCUCGCGCCGUGUACGAGAUCACUCUGGCUACGGGGAACUACUUCUGGACAUCUCCGAACCAUCCGAGCAACUAUCCCAACAACUAUGACAUCGGUUUAAGGCUUACGGGCAGCGCUGGACAGCUCAUCACAAUUAGUUGCGAUCCGUUUAGGCUAGAGAGUCAUGACAGAUGCGCUUGGGACUACUUGUCCAUCAACGGCCAAAGGUACUGCGGCACCAGGACGGAACCCACUAUCAGAAGCAGCACCCAGCUCAACGUUGACUUCCACACAGACGCUUCAGUGACCGCCUCGGGCUUCUACUGUCUAAUCGUGGUGCCGCAACCCAGAUCUGCCUCUGGCUGCGAGUGCGGCAUCCGGCAGAACGCUCGUGUAGUGGGCGGCGAGGACGCUGCGCGUGGCCAGUUCCCGUGGCAGGCCGGUCUCGUCCUGCGCGGCAGUACACGCACUUUCUGCGGAGGCAGCCUCAUCAACAACCGCUACGUGCUGACGGCGGCCCAUUGCACCGUGAUCUUUAGCCCAAGCGAGAUCCAGGUGAUGCUUGGCGACCUGCGCAUCGGCACCUCCGACGUCGGCGAACAGCGCUUCUCGGUCCAGCAGAUCAUCGAACACCCGCUGUACACGAGCGCUACGACCAGCGGCUGGGACUUCUCGCUGCUGAAGCUGACCCGCACCAUCACUUUCACCAGCACCGUCUCGCCUGUCUGUUUGCCGACCAUCCGCCAGACUUACGCCGGUGCCGAGGCCACCGCCAGCGGCUACGGUCGCCUGGGCGCCACCGAGCCUCAGGCCACCACCCUGCAGUUCGUGCAGUUGCCUGUCUGGAGUCAGGCCGCCUGCCAGAGCUUGUACGGCCCCACACUCAAGAGCAGCAUGAUCUGCGCCGGUGGCUACCCGGAGGGCGGCAGGUCGGUCUGCAAUGGCGACAGCGGCGGUCCGCUGGUGUCCGACGUCUCCGGUCGCUCCCAGCUGAUUGGUGUCGUCUCGUUCGGCGUGCCGUGCGCCCUGUCCUACAUCCCUGACGUGUACGCCCGCGUCACAGAGGCUCUGUCCUGGAUCGCGACGAACACAGCCGAUGCCGAGUACUGUAACGCCUGAGGCCGCCCAAGACCGGCGCUGCAGCGCCUUAGACCGCCUGAGCCACAGCGGCUGGGACCGCUGCCAGCGGCUUGGAUCGCCUGAGGCCAAUGCCACAGCCCCUAGGGUCGGUGUAUGUAGCGCCUGGGUCCGUCGAUGGCCAGUGUUCGUUCCCACUGUCUGCGUAAAAGAGGUGGUUUAACUAUGACAGACUUCUGGGCUUUUACCUCAUCUCCGGUUGGUUUUGCUGUGUAUCUUCUAUGGUUAUAUAUUGUUUUCUGCCUGAUCUGGUAUGAGUUAAUACACUGCGUGACAUAAAAAACUAAGCAUUU